GCAAAUAUACUUAAUGAAUGUUCUAAGUCUGAUAUUAUUGAAGCUUCAUCUACUAGAGUUUUUAAUCUUAUUAAAAAGUCUGAAUUAACUCAUGGUUCUGAAACAAAUACAUGUGGUAAAUAUGGUGGCAAGGGUCAUAAUUACUGA
Scutellospora calospora is the source of this 147-nucleotide messenger RNA. NCBI's taxonomy places the organism in Eukaryota, Fungi, Glomeromycota, Glomeromycetes, Diversisporales, Gigasporaceae. The record is from the annotation of a GenBank genome assembly.